This is a messenger RNA of Larimichthys crocea (large yellow croaker), 558 nucleotides long. Its product is annotated as voltage-dependent T-type calcium channel subunit alpha-1I-like. The coding region runs from base 1 to 558 and encodes 185 amino acids. Gene Ontology annotation, cellular component: voltage-gated calcium channel complex; membrane. Gene Ontology annotation, molecular function: high voltage-gated calcium channel activity. The transcript has 6 exons. Lineage: Eukaryota; Metazoa; Chordata; Actinopteri; Sciaenidae. The record is from RefSeq and is a predicted model, not a curated record. Gene Ontology annotation, biological process: calcium ion import across plasma membrane.
AUGGGGGCUGCUGUGGCUCAGGAGGUGAUUGCUAAAGCCGACAGCAGGUUGUCAGUUCUGCUGCGGUUCGUGAGGCUGGUUAACUUCCUCCCUCACCUGAAGAGACAGCUGCUUGUGCUGAAGAGGACCAUACAGAAGGCCGCCAUGCUCUGUGGACUGCUGCUGAUCGGCAUGAUGGUUUUUAGUGUGCUGGAUAUGCAGCUGUUCUGGAAUAGAUUCAGCUUCCAGACAAAGAAUGGAGUCACCGUCGCUGAUCGGAAAAACUUUGACACCAUACUCUGGUCCAUGGUCACUGUGUUCCAGAUUUUGACUCAGGAGGACUGGAAGCUGGUGCUAUACAACGGCAUGUCCGCCACCUCCCCCUGGGCUGUUCUCUACUUUGUCGGGCUCAUCGUGUUGGAAAGAAAUAUUAUUCUCAAUAUACUCAUGGGCAUAGUGGUUGAGAGCUUCCAGGAAAGGCGCUCCAGCUCCCCUCUCUCUUCCUGCGCCAAUCUGACUGGCUUAGCGCCUUCAGAGGCAGAAAACAAUGAGGAAAAUGCUGUUGUGUCCGACAUAUGA